Messenger RNA from Solanum lycopersicum (tomato), 1935 nucleotides. RefSeq lists its product as uncharacterized. NCBI's taxonomy places the organism in Eukaryota, Viridiplantae, Streptophyta, Magnoliopsida, Solanales, Solanaceae. The record is from RefSeq and is a predicted model, not a curated record.
AGCUGUAUUCAUGAAUAUGAUGUAUUAAAAUAUGAAUAAUAACUCAUAUUAUUAAUGUCGUGAUCUACAAUGUAUAAAAAUAAUAUAAUAUAUACUUUAUGAUCAAGUGAUGCCAUAUAUUACAUUAUGCUUAUAUGAAUAACGACAAAAUUACUAGGCAAUUGAUAGAAAAUGUUGAAGUUGACUUAAUAAAAGAAAGUAAAGUACUAUAUGCUAGAUUACUUAUCAAGAAACAUACCAUUAUACUUUUUUAAACAAACAAACAAAAAAAAAAACAUUGACAUUAUGACACGAAACAAUAGGCUUACUUUUCUCAUUCUCUAACUCCUAUAAAAGGAGUUCCUAAGCAAAUCCCAUAACUCAAUACAAUUUUAUUCAACAACCUAUUUACUUACUAAAAAAAAGUGAAUUAAAAUGGCUCAAUUAUUUUCCCACAUUGUUGUGGUUUUAUUAGUAAUGACUAUUACUGUAUCAAAAGUUGAAGCUACUCCUCCUGGAAUAGCUAAUAAUCCAAGCCAUUCUCAUUGCUCUGAUGAUGAGAUUAAACAAUGCAAAAAUCUUCCACAUGUUUGUCCUAAAUUCUGUCCUAAUGGAUGUAUAACCGAGUGUCGUUCUUGUAAACCUAUUUGUAUCGAUGGCGCAUCGCCUUCGCCACCUCCUCCCUAUUACCCUCCUCCAUCAACAUCUCCAAAGAAAGUUAAGUGUAAAAGCAAAGACAAGAAAUAUGUAAAAUGUUACGAUCAAGAACAUACAUGCCCUAGUACUUGCCCCGGGACUUGUCAAGUUGAUUGUGUAUCUUGCAAACCUGUUUGCAGUUGUGACAAGCCAGGAUCAGUUUGCCAAGAUCCACGUUUUAUUGGUGCUGAUGGAAUUACUUUUUAUUUUCAUGGAAAGAAGGAUAAAGAUUUUUGCUUAGUCUCAGACUCUAACCUUCACAUCAAUGGCCAUUUUAUUGGAAAACGAAAUGAAAACAUGAAAAGAGACUUCACUUGGGUUCAAGCUAUUGGUAUCCUUUAUGGUACUCACAAUAUCUCUAUUGAAGCACAAAAAACAGCAACAUGGGAUGAUGCAAUCGAUCGCCUUUACCUAAACAUUGAUGGUGAAUCUAUUCUUAUCCCAAACAAAGAAGGCGAAAGGUGGAUGUCUGAAUAUGGACCAACAACAUACGUAACUCGAACAAGCAACACGAAUGAAAUUGUAAUUGAAGUUGAAAAUAUUUUGAAGAUUACAGCAAAGGUGGUGCCUAUUACAGAGAAAGAAUCGCGAGUCCAUAAUUAUGGGAUAACAGAAGAUGAUUGUUUUGCUCAUCUUGAACUUGGGUUCAAAUUCUUCGCGCUGAGCGAUGAGGUGAGUGGCGUUUUGGGACAAACUUAUAGAAGGAAUUAUGUGAGCAGAGUGAAAAUGGGUGCUUCGAUGCCUGUAAUGGGAGGUGAUAAAGAGUUUUCAGCCUCGGGAUUAUUUAAUGCUGAUUGCUCUGUGGCUAAGUUUCAAGCAGUAAAUGAAAUCAAUGAGGGCUCGUUGAAUAAUUUGGAGAUGCCUAGCUUGAGAUGCAACAGCGGAAUUUAUGGACGAGGAGUUGUAUGCAAGCGCUAGAAAUUAAACAUUAAUUGUUGCUCGUUAUUUUAAAAAAUAAGGUUUGAGAACCAAAAUAAUGUAUUAAAUUUAAAUAAUACUAUUAAAGUUGUGUAAUUGACUUUUUUAAAAAAUUAAAAUUGGGGUGAGAGAGGCUCGAACUCUCGACCUCAGGAUUACUCAGAAGCUAUGAGACCUACGAGCUAGCCAACUGCGCCACCACCCCUAUUAUUGUUACUUUUCUCUUUGUUCUUUAUUGAUAUACUGUAAUAAAUAUUACAUUUUUGUUCUGUAUUUUUCAAAUCUGAAAGGUAAGUUCUGGGAAAUUUACUCAUCCAUAUUUGAGUUUUUCGUAAUGCAAUA